AUGGCACCGCCACGUAAGCGACGGAAGGGAAAAGGCACAAAUGGUGAUGAGGCCGAUCAGGACAUCGACGACAAGAGUACGCUAUCGGCCAACGGUGUUGCAGGGGAAGGUGAGGGUGACUCUGCGGGUUUUGGCGCCGGGUUUACGAAGAACGGAAAACUGCGAAAACGGAAAGCAAAGACUGCUACAAACGGCCAUCCUCCAUCCCAAGCUUCUGCAUCCCCGCCAAACUUGCUCCCGGCUGCCGCCGAUCCAACAUCUGUGGACGACUCUGGCGCCAAUGCCGGUGGCGCGGGCUCUACACCAAGCAAGCGCCGACGAUCAGCUGCCCCCACCAAACCACCUCGCGAGAACUUGACCGAGGAACAGAAGCGCGAAAACCAUAUCAAGAGCGAACAGAAGCGCCGUACCCUCAUCAAGACUGGCUUUGAAGAUUUGUGCAUUCUUGUGCCGGGACUGCAGGGCGGUAACUUGAGCAAGAGUCUUGUUUUGACAACGGCUGCCGGUUGGUUAUCGGAUCUCCUGGAGGGAAAUAAAAGGCUGGAACACCAGCUCCGUUCCAUGCCAAACACUGCCUUUGCAAGAUAA
This is a messenger RNA of Sporothrix brasiliensis 5110, 588 nucleotides long. RefSeq lists its product as uncharacterized. Gene Ontology annotation, biological process: regulation of transcription by RNA polymerase II. Bases 1 to 588 code for a protein of 195 amino acids. The record is from RefSeq and is a predicted model, not a curated record. The transcript has a single exon. Gene Ontology annotation, molecular function: RNA polymerase II cis-regulatory region sequence-specific DNA binding; DNA-binding transcription factor activity, RNA polymerase II-specific; protein dimerization activity. Lineage: Eukaryota; Fungi; Ascomycota; Sordariomycetes; Ophiostomatales; Ophiostomataceae.